This is a messenger RNA of Scheffersomyces coipomensis, 411 nucleotides long. Its product is annotated as mRNA splicing protein. The record is from RefSeq and is a predicted model, not a curated record. Gene Ontology annotation, molecular function: RNA binding. Lineage: Eukaryota; Fungi; Ascomycota; Pichiomycetes; Serinales; Debaryomycetaceae. Gene Ontology annotation, biological process: spliceosomal snRNP assembly; RNA processing. Bases 1 to 411 code for a protein of 136 amino acids. The transcript has a single exon. Gene Ontology annotation, cellular component: commitment complex; U4 snRNP; catalytic step 2 spliceosome.
AUGAAGUUAGUUCGUUUCUUGAUGAACUUGCCUAGUUCCACAAACCAACCCAUCACAGUCGAACUUAAAAAUGGGAAUUCCAUAAGUGGACAAUUAUUAUCCUGUUCACCACUGAUGAAUUUAUCAUUAAAGAAUAUUAAAUUAAUUCAAUCAUAUCAAGAUCCUCAAUUAUUGGAUUAUAUGAAUAUAAGAGGAAAUCAAAUCAGACAAAUCAUUUUACCUGAUGAAAUCAAUAUUGAUAAUAUACUAGCCAAAAGUGUUACUAAGAUAAAGGGUCAAGGUGCUGGACCUGGUGCUAAACCAUUACCGACAAGAGGUAGUGGAGGUCCAAGAGGGGGAAGAGGUGGUGGUCCAAGAGGAGGUGGUAGAGGUGGUUCAAGAGGAGGUAGACCUCCUCCAAGAGCCUUUUAA